AUGUUUAGGUCAGUGAACGGAAACUACCGAGCUGGCUUGUUCUCACUAGGUGAGAUCACGUCAGGAGCAGAAAUAACCAUUGAUAUGAAUGGCUUGUUACCGGUGAGCCGAAACUGCCACUGUGGUCUGAGCGAUUGUCGCAAACGGCUUGUCAUGGCGCGCAACCCGCCGAUUGCUUCUGCAAGUGAUCUGUCAAUCAACGAAGAACGUGUCGUUCGCAAAAAUCACUUGUUUUUGAUUCGCAACCGGCAGAGCAGCAUUAUCCGAGCCGGCGCUCAUGGUGAGUACUACUCUGGGCAUUAUUAA
Messenger RNA from Cooperia oncophora, 306 nucleotides. The record is from the annotation of a GenBank genome assembly. Lineage: Eukaryota; Metazoa; Nematoda; Chromadorea; Rhabditida; Trichostrongylidae.